Molecule: messenger RNA, 495 nt
Organism: Bursaphelenchus okinawaensis
Lineage: Eukaryota; Metazoa; Nematoda; Chromadorea; Rhabditida; Aphelenchoididae
Source: the annotation of a GenBank genome assembly
AUGGCAGGGCAGGACACGGUAAAGCAGGGCGAGAUAGAGCAGGGCAGAGAACAGCAUUGCAGGACAGGGCAAGUUAAGCUAAACCAAGAGAAGGUGAGACAAGGCAAGGCAAAACAAGGCAAGACGAUGCUGGGUCAGGCAUUGGCAAGGAAAGUCAAGGCAAGGCCAAGACAAGACCAGGGAAUUGGCAAGGAAAGGCAAGGCCAGGACAUUGGCAAGCAAAGCCAAGGCAAGUCAAGGCAAAACAAGGCAAGGCCAUUACAAGGCCAGGACAUUGGCAAGGAAAGGCAAGGCAGGGCAAAGCAGGGCAUUGGCAGAGCAAGACAAAUCAAGGUAAGUCAGGGCAGGGUAAGGCAAGGCAGAGUACGAGAAAUAGGUUUUUUUGUGAACAACUGCGUAGUAAUCUUACAUUGAAUUAUCUUGUUUAAUAUAAACAGUUUAAUGUAGUUAUGCACAAAACAAGGCAGAGCAAAACUUGUUGCUACGAUUAAUUAA